Colletotrichum spaethianum is the source of this 834-nucleotide messenger RNA. RefSeq lists its product as uncharacterized. The coding region runs from base 1 to 834 and encodes 277 amino acids. The record is from RefSeq and is a predicted model, not a curated record. Lineage: Eukaryota; Fungi; Ascomycota; Sordariomycetes; Glomerellales; Glomerellaceae. The transcript is spliced from 3 exons.
AUGGCAGGUCUUAUUGCAAAGUGGAUCAGCAAGAAAAUUCUGGCGGAAAAGGUCGAAAACAACUUUGGCCGUGAGGACCCCUACUUCGAGACCGUCCCUGCCACCAGGCUCGAUGGUACCCCCACCGGCAAGGUCAAAAAGCGCAGAAAGGCCCUGCCUCCAGGAAUCUCCAAGCAAGAUGGAGAGGUAUUGACAAAGGUCAAGCGUCGAGCCUAUCGUCUCGACCAGUCAUUGUUCACAUGUUGUGGUGUCAAGUUUGGAUGGGGCAGCGUCAUCGGACUGAUUCCUGCGGUUGGAGAUGUUCUCGAUGCUUUCAUGGCCAUGAUGGUCUUCAGAACUUGCUCCAAGGUUGAAGGUGGACUCCCGAGCUCGGUCAAAUCCAAGAUGAUGUUCAAUAUCAUAAUUGACUUCGUCAUCGGCCUUGUCCCCUUCGUGGGAGAUGUGGCCGACGCCGCUUUCCGUGCCAACACCAAGAACGCCAUUGUACUUGAGGAAUAUCUUCGCGAGAAGGGGAAGAAGAACUUGCGUCGUAGUGGAGCACCUAUUCCAGCAGUCGACCCGAGCGAUGCUGACGAGUGGGAUCGCCUGCAAGGAGACCGUACGCCGCCCGAGUAUGUCAGCCGGGAGCCGUCUCGCAAUGACCACAUGUCGUCCAGCCGCCAGCACUCGUACAAUGGCCGCGCCCCAGCUGCUCCGGCCAAGGCCGCGGUCAGAGAAGAACGGGCGAGUAGUGGUGGUCGAGGCUGGUUCGGUUUCGGUCGGUCGAGAGUUGAUGAUGUCGAGUCGGCCCGCAACCCUACAGACGGGUCAGCCCCGCGACAGUCGAGGCGAUAG